UUUUCCGCCGCGACCGUGUAGAAGCGAAACUUUAAACCACCCCUGGCUGGUCGCGUUGCGCUCGUAACACCGUUGAUAAAAUCAACCUGUUAAACGAUCCUCCCUCCUCCCGUUUCCCGCCAUUUCGAUCGAAUUGAGUUGGACAAGUUGCCAGUGAAAUUGAUUCUGUUAUCGAGUCCGAACAGCUGACCGAUGCGUUUUGCAAUUCGAGGAUUACCGAGUGACGUAUCCAGAUAUGCUCAAAGUUUCAGCCUGUAACGCGUUUUCUAAUCUAUAAGAUUAGUCAAUUAUUUAAGCAGUUGCGUUAUCGUUAUCGCGAAUUGUAUUUCGAAAUUGGAAACACGAUGCUUUAAAUGGGGAAUUUUAUUGGGAAUAAAUAAAUAAAUAUGUAUGUAUAUAUAUAUAUUUUGAGAGAGUUUUGGUUUUAUUUUUGAAACAUGGUGCUUGACGAGAAUAAAUAAACGGAAUAUUAGGAUGAAAAAAAAAAAUUCUCAUUUCUGGAGUUUCAAUUUUUGGAGCACAAUACUCUAUUUUUCCUACAGAACGAGAGAGAAUUUCAUAAACGAAGGAAUUUUUAGAAAUCUGUAGAAUUAUCAUUUUUUUUUUUUUGGAAUGCAAUAUUCUUUUCUGUUCGAAUGAAAGAUGAAACAAUCUUUUGAGAGAAAGUUUUUUUUUUCUCUAUUUCAAUUUCUUUCGUUACCAUUGCUAUUUCGUAUCAUGUACAAAUUUCAAAAAUUAUUUCGAACUACGCGAAUUAAUAAUUUGGUUAGAUUGGCGCGCAAGAUUUGUUAAUCUUUGACCACACGAGGAAGUGAUAUCAGCUUGACAACUCGUAAAUACGUAAUGAAGUGUGGAAACCUUGCACGCCCGGAACCGUGACCGCCCCCAUUUGUCACUGUGCACCGAAUUUAUAAUCCCACGUGUUCAUCGGGUAUACUUUGCGUGAUUCAUCGUCUUAUGAGCGGGGCUGUGACGUGUGAGUAAUCUCUUGGAACGAGUAUGUCGAAAUUAUCGCAUCGCCGUACGUUUCUCAUGGGACCCCGCCGCAAAACAUCGAUAUCGAUAAAGCGUGAGAUGAACUUUGAUACAGUCGCGAUUUAUUAAUAGAAUAUAAUGGAAGAAUUGAGCGGAACGAAACAAUGGUAUCGAAUUAAGAAAAAUAAUUUUUCUCUUUCAAAUAUCGAGCUUAGUUUCGAGAUGGCAGAGUAGAUGGCGCCAAAAGUAUGCUUGAUCAUAUAAGCCAUCCCUCGAAUGAAAGAAACGGUGAUUUUACGUGUGAUCUCGAUAAUUUUUUUCCUGAUUAAAUUUCAGGAAUAGAAGUCGAAAGAAAUAUUGUUCCAAUUACAGUUGAAUUUGAAAAUUUUUUUUAAAGAAAAUUAAAAGAAAAUUUUUCGAUCGAAUAUUUUUAUUUCGUAGUUAUGCAACGAUACAACGUACUUGUUCAUGUGUAAUAUUUGAUAUCACGUGAUAUCUCAAAUAUCACGAAUCCAGAGUUUUGAUUUGAGAAGUCAGACGACUUUUUCCGACAGUGUUCUCAAUUCAUUGGCACCAAGUUGAGCAUUGAUAGUAUAGAUAGUGAAUAUAGAUAGUGUUUACAUUCAUGUUAGCUACUUGGAAAGAUAGAAAAUUAGGAUGUGUUAAAGUUUCUGAAUCGUAGGAAAGAAAAAUCUGGAGCUAGGUGUUAAUGCUUCUGGAACGUUUCAGUUGAAACACAAACCGUUAAUAUCUUUUACCAGCUGACAGACUUUUAAGCAUUAUCGGUUACGAAGCUUGUGCAGGCAAAGUAUUAACACUGAAACGUUAUAUUACCGACUAUGUACUCCUUAAUUAGACGGGAUCUGCUCUUCUUCUUAUUAAUUUGCUCUCCACUCUUAUUCUCUCACCUUUCCACUCCAAUUCCCAUUCCGCAUAAUAUUUGUUUAUUAUAUUUUCCACGGCAAAGUUAAAAAUAUUUCUUAAUCCCCGAUCGAAUUACAAAGACGUGGAAUAUUUCUCUCGCGAAAUAUAGGAAGAUAAAAAUACUUUCUCGAUUCCGAACGUAAUAAUAAAACUAUCGAUUCAAAGUCCUUCGAUCAAAUUAUAACUCUCCAAAAAUCUCGACCGAAAUCUGGAUGCAGGUAGAUCACUGAAAACACGUUUCUUUCCCGCUAUCGUCGAAGAAUCUUCCGAGAAAGACCUAUUCUUCCCUCUAUUCCGGAAGUGGAGGAUACGCGCGUACAAAUCAGCGGUGGGGCAUAGACAACAAAUCACAAGCGGUUGUCCGGUCGGAUGCGAAAGAACACGGCAGUGUUCGUAGCCUAUUAAGCAACGACAACUCCGGUGAAGCGGUUUCGAAGGUAAAGAAGCUUGAAAGUGGGGGAGGAACCCUUGGUGGAUGGGAAAAGAGAGAGAGAGAGAGAGAUAGAGGAGUCGGUUGAUAAAUGCGCGCCCGUACGCCUAGGAACCAGUUUGGUGUUUACCUAGUAAGUAGUGUUGUCAGUCAGCUGGUUUGUUGCAUCUUCGCAACGAGGCAGCCGCUCGUGGCGCAAAACGUUAGCACGCUUACCCCACUCGUGUCUCGUGCAACUGUGUGCGUUUGUGGGUUCGACGAAUGUGUUACGGAGUUUACUAUAGCGUAAGUUGGUAUUCGGUCGGGACCGUUGGAGGGAUAUACAUCCUGGCCCGUGGUGGGGGUAAAAUUGGCCGAUGGUGGGGAUAGGAGUGGGGCGUUAACUGCACGCUGGCAGUCAUGCAGGGUGCGUGACCGUCGACGGAAUAGGGACUCGGAUUCGGAGUCAGUUGCUCUCCGGCGUUCGCGGUGGAACGUCGUUGCGCCAACCUCGACUCUUGGUUUCUCGCUCGUAACGUUCCGUUUCACAUGUAGUUUCUCACGAGGGUCGAAGUCCGCUGUAAACGGAGGCGUCACGCGUUGGUGGAUUCGAAGGACGAUCGUAUAUACGUACACGAGUGAUCGGGGGAAUGCAGUGUCGAUAAGUGGUUAUGCCGAGUCGGUGUUCAUUCGCGGAAAAAAGAAACGAAGCAUCGAGUCGAGCAACGUUUGGUGGACGAGACGGAUUAUCGUUUUUUCCCUCGUUCGGUGGUGGUCGAGUGGCGAGAUCCCUGGCGACGGGGCGAUACGCACGAGAUUGAACGUUCCUGUUCUUCUUUUUUUCUUUUUUCCUGCCCCUCGUCGCCCCUCCUCGCCCGUGACACGGAAAAAGAAAAACGGGGAAACGGGGUGUCGUAUCACGUUCCAGAAUCGACUCCUCGUACACCGCGGGAAAUGGUGUUGUGAUAGAGUGACUAUGAGUGCGUGACGACGGCAACGCUUACGACGACUGGCUCACGCGACGAUCGCGACGAGAGGAGAGUCGGUUUAGAAUUCGACCCGUGUCUGUGCUCGUGCGUGCGUGCGUGCGUGCGUGCGUGCGUGCGUGAAGGAAAGAAACGACAAUUGGUCGGAAUGGAGGCGACACGGGUUGGUUUGGCGGCGGUGCUGGGGAUCGUCUGGUCCCUGUUUCUGAACGCGGGCCCGAUACACGGGCGCAGCAUCACGAGCCUCGAGGCACCGAGCGGGUGCGAGUGGAAAAAGGACGGAGAGGACGGAGAAAAAGCUCUGGCCUGUAGGGUUAGGACUAUCGCCAACGUGCCCAGCCUAAUUGGCAAUCUCUCGGCCAUUCAAGUGGACUCGAUCAGUUCUUUGGCCUUGGAAUGCAGUGACGUGUUGUUCUUCGAGAGCCAGAUAGACGGGCCGCACGGAUUCUUCUCCCCCCUGCCCCGUUUGGAGAAGCUUCGCGUGGAUUAUUGCAAGAUCCGCUACCUGCCAGCCGGUGUUUUCGCGUCCGCGCACAAUUUGCGCGCUUUGUCGUUGAUCACGCACAACGGCGACUGGUCGGCGAUGAGUUUGGAGCUUCACAGGGAUUCUCUGCGCGGUCUCGCGCAUCUGCAACACCUCGACCUGGCCGACAACAAUCUGUGGACGCUCCCGGCCGAAUUACUCUGCCCGGUGCAGAGCCUGGCCACAUUGAAUCUGACGCGCAACAAGUUACAGGACAUCGUUUCCCUGGGAUUCUCCGACUCGGCCGAAUCGUGCACCCCCAGCCUCGAGGUGUUGGAUCUGAGCAACAACGACCUAACCACGAUCCACGACCGCGCGCUCAGCAAUCUGCGCAGCCUGACGGUGUUGAAGCUCCAAGAGAACGCGAUCAACGCCGUUGGUGAUCACGCUCUGGCCGGUUUAACCGCGUUGCACUCCCUCAACGUGUCGAGCAACCGUCUGGUCGCGUUGCCACCCGAGCUGUUCUCCAAGACGAGGGAGCUGAGAGAGCUGAUACUCAGCAACAACUCGCUGGCCGUGUUGGCCCCCGGCUUAUUGGACAACCUGGACGAGUUGCAAAUAUUGGAUCUGAGCGGGAACGAGUUGACGAAUCGUUGGGUGAACAGGGACACGUUCUCGAGGCUGGUCCGCCUCGUGAUUCUCGAUCUCUCCCACAACGCGCUCACCAAGAUCGACGGCCACGUGUUCAAAGGAUUGUACAGCCUUCAAAUAUUGAAGCUCGAGCACAACGAGAUCGAGACGUUGACGGACGGUUGCUUCGGCUCCCUGACCAACCUGCACAUGCUCACCCUGUCCCACAAUCGGAUCGCGAGAUUCGACCCGGCCCACACGAUCGGCCUCACCACCCUCAACCAACUGUUCAUGGACGCGAACAAAGUGAGAGCCCUUCACCGCCACGUGUUCGACAAUCUGACCGGCCUCCAAGAUCUGUCCCUGAGGGGCAACUAUCUGACCGAGAUCCCGUACGCGGUACGCGUGCUACGCUCGUUGAAAACGCUCGACCUCGGGAACAACCACGUGUCCAGAAUCGAGAACGACUCGUUCGUCGGAUUGAGCGAGCUGUACGGGUUGGGGCUGGUCGACAACAAGCUCGAGAACGUGUCGCGCGAGGCGUUCGCCGCCCUGCCCGCGUUGCAGGUGUUGAAUCUGGCCAACAAUUACAUCCGUCACGUGGAGCAGAGCGCUUUCGCGGCCAACCCCGUGUUGCGCGCCAUUAGAUUGGACGGGAACCAGUUGACGGAGAUCCGCGGCGCGUUCACCAGCCUCUCGACCCUCGUCUGGUUGAACGUGUCCGACAAUAAGCUGCUGUGGUUCGACUACAGCCAUCUACCGCCCAGCAUAGAAUGGCUGGACAUACACGCGAAUCAGAUAAGCGAGCUCGGCAAUUAUUACGCGGUGCGGAACACGCUGCGCAUAAAGAUGCUGGACGCGAGUUACAACCAAAUCGGGGAGAUCGGGGAGGCGAACGUGCCGGACAGCGUGGAGACGUUGUUCCUCAACAACAACAAGAUACGAACGGUCGGGCCGGCGACGUUCUUCCAGAAGAGGAGCCUCCAGAAGGUGGUGUUGUACGGGAACGAGAUAAGGAGUCUGGACGUCGCUGCGAUAUCCCUGCAAACCGUGGCCGAGGACUCCGAGUUGCCCGAGUUCUACAUAGGCGACAACCCGAUUCUGUGCAACUGCACGAUGGAGUGGUUGCCGAGGAUCAACGAGAUGGCGGCGCGUCUACGCCAGCACCCGCGGGUCAUGGAUCUCGACUCGGUCACGUGCGAGAUGGUGCACGCCCGCGCCACCCCCAGGAGGCCGUUGCUCUCGUUGAAAUCGAAGGACUUCCUGUGCCGUUACGAGGCCCAUUGUUUCGCCCUGUGCCACUGUUGCGACUUCGACGCGUGCGACUGCGAGAUGACCUGCCCCGACAACUGCUCCUGUUACCACGACCACAGCUGGUCGAGCAACGUGGUCGACUGCUCCAACGCCGGCUACAACCACGUCCCCGAGAGGAUCCCGAUGGACGCGACCGAGAUAUAUCUGGACGGGAACGAGUUGGGCGAGCUGGGCAGCCACGUGUUCAUAGGCAAACGCCGCCUCGAGGUAUUGUACCUGAACAACAGCGGGAUAUCCGGCAUUCACAAUUUCACGUUCAACGGGGUGGGCGCGUUGCGCGUCCUCCACCUGGAGGACAACGCCCUGCGCGAGUUGCGGGGCUUCGAGUUCGACCAGUUGGAGAGGAUGUCCGAGCUGUAUCUGGACCACAACGCGAUCGCCACGGUGGGCAACACCACGUUCAAGAAGAUGAGGAAUCUCGAGGUGUUGAGGUUGGACAGCAAUCGCAUCGUCAACUUUCGACCGUGGGAAGCGUUGCCGAGCGUGGGGGACAGCACGAGGACGGUGGUCGCGUUGGAGGGUAACGCGUGGAGCUGCGAGUGCGGGAACGCGGCCAAGCUGCGCGGCUGGUUGGCCGAGCAUCGAGGCGAUCCCGAGAAGAUGUACUGCCGCGACGGCGUCGAGACCCUGGCCCAGGCUAUGAACCGUUGCGGGGACCCGUCCACCGAGGCCGUGAGCCGUGGCAUCCAGGAGAUCCCCCUCCUCGGCGGCAACCUGGUCCCGCUGCUGGCGGGCGCGCUGGUCGCCGUGAUCGCCAUCUCCCUCUUCGUCGCCCUCGCGUUCGCGUUCCGCCAGGACGUCCGCCUCUGGGCCCACGCCCGAUACGGCCUCCGCCUCGGCAAGAUGAGCGCGCCGCCCGACGAGGAGAGGGACCGGCUGUACGACGGCUACAUAGUGUACAGCGAGAGGGACGAGGACUUCGUGUCGAGGUUUCUGGCGGCCGAGUUGGAGCAGUCGGGCCUGGCGCUUUGCCUCCACUGGCGGGACUUGCCGCCCGCGAGGGCGCAGGAGGCCGUGCCGCCGGCGGCGGCCGCCGCCAGGCGCAUAGUCAUCAUCUUCUCGCCCGUGUUCCUCGCCAACGAGUGGCAACACGCGGAGUUCCGUGCCGCGCUGAGGACCGCCCUCGAGAGCAUAAGGCCCGGCUCGAGGAAGAGGCGGGUCGUCGUCCUCCUCGCGACCGAGGCGCCCGCCCGCGACCCCGAGUUCCAGCUGCUCCUUCAGACGUGCACCGUGGUCGUGUGGGGCGAGAAGAGGUUCUGGGAGAAGCUGCGCUUCGCCAUGCCCGACUCCGUGGGCAAGAGGCGAGACGGCAGCAAGAAGGUGAACGACCGAAAUCGGAAACCGGCGCGCUACACGGCCGCCCCCUCGGCCGGUGACGCGUGGACCAAGCCUAACGGCGUUCUGGUCGCGCCGGUGCACGCGCCCACGCCCACGCCCACGCAGUCCACCUAUGUCAGCUCGGCGAGCAGCAGGACCGAGGACGAGGACAGCGGCGCGGAGCACCAGCACCAGCACCAGCUCCAGCACGGGGGUUACAGCGCGUUGCACGCGGGGGGCGCCAGACCCGCCAGCCUCUCCUCGAGGGGCAGCCAUCUUUACAGCACGAUACCGGAACCACCGGUCCCCACAGCGCCCCCGGGCGAGGCCUUGACGCAUCCGGCCAACCCUCGUACUUACUUCGUCUAGUACGGACGAUCCUCUUCCACGCUCGUUCGCCGCCGAGUCGGACGCUGGACUCUGAUCGAGCCUGCGAUGUAAAAAGUGACAGACAGAGAGAGAGAGAGAGUGAGAGAAGAGAGAGAGAGAGAUGGUACGUGUACGUCGUUAGGAUAUUUGUACAGUUUCGCUCGCGAUAAACCGAACGACGACGACGACGACGACGACGACGACGACUCGCCUCGUCCCGGUCUGUUUGCUCUUCCACUAGAAUCGGCUCGGCUACAGAGGGGGAUCUUCCCUCGGGUUCUCGUCACGCUCGCCACGGAAACCCGAACGUGGAGGAUCGUUUAUGCAGGAGGGGGUUGGUUAUCGCCUC
Molecule: messenger RNA, 7736 nt
Organism: Apis cerana (Asiatic honeybee)
Lineage: Eukaryota; Metazoa; Arthropoda; Insecta; Hymenoptera; Apidae
Product: toll-like receptor Tollo
Biological process (GO): signal transduction
Cellular component (GO): plasma membrane
Molecular function (GO): protein binding
Source: RefSeq, a predicted model, not a curated record